AUGCCUGCCAUCGCUGCAGCCUGGCACAUUUCCGGCCUAGUCCUUGUAGGGCGCGCCGAAGAGUCUGGACCACAGGACCUUGACCAUGCCAACGCGGAGGGGCGCAUGGCACGGGAAGGGGCCCAGAAGAUUGGUAACAGCACGAAAGGGGGACGGACGAUGGACAGCGUGACAACCUUUCUGUACCCGUAUGGAUCUAAGAAUCGCCAACAAGCACACGACCACUCAACCACGAAAGCGAUGCAGGACAAUGUCGCCAUUGACUGGCUAAGGUGGACGGGAAUAUCCAUUCAGCCCUCAGGAACGCAGCAUGAGGGUCGAUUCCAGUGGGACAGCCAAUCAGCCAGGGGACGAGCAACGAACAAGCUUUGUGCCGAUGCGGGCCUCCCUGCAGAGAAAUUCGGGGCCAUCUAG
Messenger RNA from Colletotrichum acutatum, 414 nucleotides. RefSeq lists its product as uncharacterized. The record is from RefSeq and is a predicted model, not a curated record. The transcript has a single exon. NCBI's taxonomy places the organism in Eukaryota, Fungi, Ascomycota, Sordariomycetes, Glomerellales, Glomerellaceae. Bases 1 to 414 code for a protein of 137 amino acids.